Labrus mixtus (cuckoo wrasse) is the source of this 1342-nucleotide messenger RNA. It is a transcript of the gene grem1a, whose product is annotated as gremlin 1a, DAN family BMP antagonist. The transcript is spliced from 2 exons. The coding region runs from base 116 to 706 and encodes 196 amino acids. NCBI's taxonomy places the organism in Eukaryota, Metazoa, Chordata, Actinopteri, Labriformes, Labridae. The record is from RefSeq and is a predicted model, not a curated record. Gene Ontology annotation, molecular function: BMP binding; receptor ligand activity. Gene Ontology annotation, biological process: animal organ morphogenesis.
GGGGGGGGGGCGUGUCCUGCUCAAUCUCAGUUUAGAAAUCCUGCUGUGUGUCAUUCUUAAAGCCACUACAGAGGACGCGGGGACAGGAGGAACUAGUGCUGUGAGUGUGAACUGUAUGACUGGAUACAUUUUCUUUGAAGAGCCUCACCACACAACAGCUUCAGUGAUGAAGACAUCAUCAGCGCUGCUUUCUGCGGCUGUUUUCACGCUGCUGCUCAGCCCGUUGUGGAGUACAGAUGCCGCCACCUACCAGGGCGCUUUCCCCCACCCAAACAAAUACAACCCAAACGAAUCGGACGGGUGCCAAACACCCGCCAUCAGUGGACUCGUUUCUCACGUGCCGGGGCCUGUCACCUCCACCGACGAGGUUCUGGAGUCCAGUCAGGAGGCGCUGCACGUAACGGAGCGUCGGUACCUGCGGCUGGACUGGUGCAAGACGCAGCCGCUGAAGCAGACCAUCCAGGAGGAGGGCUGCCUGAGCCGCACCAUCAUCAACCGCUUCUGCUACGGCCAGUGUAACUCCUUCUACAUCCCGAGGCAUAACUACCAGGACGGGGACGCCUUUCAGUCCUGCUCUGCCUGCAAACCAAAAACCUUCAGCACCGUCACCUACACGCUCUAUUGCCCGGGUCAGACGCCCAGCACCCGGAAGAAACGGGUUCAACGCGUAAAGCAGUGUCGCUGCACGACGAUAGAUACGGAUUAGACAACAUACUGUAUCUCUACACCCAGAUCGAUAAAACCGUGUUUCCACUGAGGGGAUGUGUGCAGCUUUGUGAUCAAGUAAAACGCAGUUUAUUUUUCUAACGGGACACUUGAAAAUAACGCGUGAACAGGACGGUGAGGAAAUUCCCUGAUUCAAUGUAUCACUUAUUUUGCUGAUGGACAACAAACAAGUUAAUUCAAUGCAGGUUCCCUUUAAAAAUAAAGAUUUUCCUGCAAAUACUCUAAUACUAAUAAAAAUAGUCAAAAUAUCGAGAUAAAUACCCGUUAUUAAGUUUGUUGCUGGAAGAUUUUACAUGCAGGAUGGACUUUAACAAAAUUUGUGCUUCAGUGUUGAGUGUCAAUGAAAGCUUUGGGAGUUUGGUUUGUAACACUUCAUAAUCUCACAUUUGUUGCAGAAUAACAGAAGUGCAGCAAAAUGUGUUAGAUUUCUGAUGUUUGUAUUGUUUCCACUGUGUGGGAUGUAAAGCUGAAGGCUGUUCCAACAUGGAGAUGUUAGUAAUGUAACCUGCACUGCUACACGCCUCGUCAUUUUAAUGGCUUUGUAUAAUAUGUGUGUUCUUAAGUAUCGUGUAAAUAAAACAGUGCCAAAGCUAUGAAAUCACAUUCACACAUGUUU